Macrobrachium nipponense is the source of this 2772-nucleotide messenger RNA. Its product is annotated as arfGAP with SH3 domain, ANK repeat and PH domain-containing protein-like. Gene Ontology annotation, biological process: positive regulation of GTPase activity. The coding region runs from base 16 to 1533 and encodes 505 amino acids. Lineage: Eukaryota; Metazoa; Arthropoda; Malacostraca; Decapoda; Palaemonidae. The transcript has a single exon. Gene Ontology annotation, molecular function: protein binding; GTPase activator activity. The record is from RefSeq and is a predicted model, not a curated record.
CAUAACUCCAAACAAAUGUCCCACCUUGCAAUUGCACUCCAGUCCAGUAGUAAAUAUUCCCAGGAACGUGCUGGUAGCCCAGGACCAUCACCAGCAGAUUCUGGUUUUAGAGAAUUGCAGCAAAGAAUUAUAUCAUAUGUACGCGGGCUUCCUGGUAAUAACCUUUGUUGUGACUGUGGAGGCACUAAUGAUGUAACCUGGCUGUCAACUAAUUAUGGUGUGAUGGUAUGCAUCGAAUGCUCAGGAAUUCACAGAGAUUUAGGAGUUCAUGUUUCAAGAAUACAAAGUUUAACACUAGAUAAGGUUGGAACAGCCCAGUUACUCUUAGCUCGUCAUAUGUCAAAUAUCUCUUUCAAUGAAGUGACUGAAGCUACUUCACCACGAAAACCAGAGCCAACAAGUACAAUGGAUGAACGAAGGGAAUUUAUUCAAUCAAAAUAUGUUCGUCGAGCAUUUGUACAGCCUACGACAGCCACCCCUGAAGAUUUAUUAGUUCAACUCCGAGAAGUUAUUGAUAAGAACGAUCUUUAUGGGCUUCUGCGUGUUUAUUUCCAGGGAGGAGACUUAGGAUUACCAUUGACUUCAUUGGGAGAAUGUGCACUCCAUGUUGCUAUAUACCAGGAAAAUGGAGCAUCCCUUCCCUUAGUAGAUUUUUUGGUUCAAAACAGUCAUUCUCUUGAUCGUCAGACAAAGGAAGGAAACACUCCAUUACACUACUGUGUCAUCUCAAAUAAACCAGAAUGUAUGCGAUUACUGUUAAGAGUGGGUGCUAACCCAAGUAUAGAGAAUAACAAUGGCAAGAAUCCUAUGGAUAUUGCUAGUGAGCGUAAUUGUGGGCUAAUGGCAGAUAUGCUCAAUCAGGCAUUGCAACAGAAGAAGUCUAUGUUUGAAAAUGUGGAGUAUGAGUGGAAUUUGUCUGAUGACAAUUUAACAGAUGUAUCAGAUGAUGAUGAAAACUUCAAGCAGAAUGGCAUGUCCACCCCUGAAAAGAGAAGUAGAAGUAGACCUGUGAGUUUGCCGGGUUCAAGCUCUCCCAUAUGCCAACGAAGUGCUGAACAUAGAACAUACAGUGAUCAAAGAAGUGUAGGAGAAUAUCGAAGUAGUGAGCAUCGUAGUUCAACUUCUAGGUGGUCCAGAAAUCAGCCUCCACCACCACCAGUGUCUAGUAAACCCAUAUGUAGCACAAGUGAUGGACGACCUCUUGACACAGAUACAUCACCUUCAUCUUCACCUCAAGAAUCUCCCAAUACCUUCAUUAAUGGUCGAUCAACAGAGUCACUUUCUUCACUUGUCUCAGAUGAUCCACGUCCACCACCCAGAAUGAGAGGUAGCUCAAUGCGACAGAGAAGAUGCCAGGCUCUGUACGACUGUGAUGCAGAUUUAGAUGAUGAGUUAAGCUUUACAGAGGGAGAAAUUAUUAUUGUUCUUAAGGCUGAAACUGAAGAUGGCGAUUGGAUGGAAGGCAUGAUUGAAGGACAACCACAUCGUAGAGGCAAAGUACCUAUAAACUUUGUUCAUAUGUUAUCAGAUUAAUAUGGGGCUCAACUGAAGUUUAGUGGUUUUCUUUCAGAUUUUUUGAAUAUGUUUGUUAUAAGUACAAUUUAAUUUGUAUAACUUGGUGAAGAAUAAACCAUAAUUUGAUUUGAAAAUGCAUAGGUGCUCAUGAUUUGUACAGGUGCUAAAAGAUACCAGUCAUAAUACUGUACUAGCUUAGAAGAGAAAAUUAUAUCCUUGCAUUGUAUUGUUUUUAGUAUAUGGCAUGUUACUUGACCAUUUUACCACAUCCUUUAAUUAUAAGUAUUUAUAGUGAAGUCACAAAUAAAUUAAUACACUUAAGUUUCCAUCCAAGUACAAACCAUUGCUUAUAUGUGUCUUCUUGCUGACAUUUUUUGGGGGAAUGAAAGUAGCUGUUAUAAUUGCAAUUCAACACAAACUGGACCAUUUUAGAUCUAACUGCCCAUAAGGUAAUAUAACUGUUUAGUAUAAAAGUGCUUCAAGGGAGGUCUAUAUUGUAUGUCCAUAUCCACAAGGGUAACUAUGUGGCGGUUCAGAAUCCAUUCUUUCAAUUUUUUAAAUGUUUAUUACAGUUUUCUAUUGAAGAUGCAACCAUCAAGUCCUAUAGAUGUAAAAAUGUUUUAUUUUUAUAUUCAAAAGAAUUACUUUAAUUGUUUUAUUCCUGAACUUAAAACUGACUAGAUAGUAUUAUUCUAAAGCAGUUUAAUCACUAGUAGUAGUGAUUUUAGUAGUGUGCUUAGUCUGAAAAGUGGUAGCAAUUACAUGACUUAGGGGAAAAUUAAAUAUUAUAGAAACUCCCAUUGGUAUGCUGUGGAGAGAAAUAAAAAUUAUUGUCAAGCUAUGUGUCUGAACAUUGUUAAUCUCACACAUUCAGAGAAAAGAUGGUAAAACUGGGGAUGCUAUGUGACUGAUUGAUACUAACAAAGCAGUAAUUUGUGAAUGUAUGUGAGUGACAUGUAUAGCAGUAAGCAACUAAAUGAUAAUGAAUCUUUGGUCCAAGUUAGGUGGUUACCUAAGUAUAAAGGAAGCAAUCAUCAGUUCUUUCAGCAUUUUGUGGUUGAGAGAUCAUGUUAUUAAAACUGUUUAAGUUCUUAAAGGUGUUUAAGCUUCAGAUAAAAGUGAACCUAAAUUUUAGAUAGCUCCUUUCAUUUAGCACUACAUAUGCACAGAGAAUAUAGUUUAAGGGGAACAGUUUUGGAAUAUUGAUAUUUUGUUUACAUAUGUUCACUCUAUUUCAAUUCUUCUGUUUGAGUCCUA